Mya arenaria is the source of this 1180-nucleotide messenger RNA. Its product is annotated as BLOC-1-related complex subunit 7-like. Gene Ontology annotation, cellular component: BORC complex. The record is from RefSeq and is a predicted model, not a curated record. Lineage: Eukaryota; Metazoa; Mollusca; Bivalvia; Myida; Myidae. The coding region runs from base 186 to 485 and encodes 99 amino acids. The transcript is spliced from 5 exons.
UUGAUUCAUUAAUGAACGUGCCCAAAUUAUUUUAAGCAAUUGUUUAGUAAAAACUUUCACAGCAUAUUUUUUCAGAAAAACUCGCGUACUUAUAUCAAUCAUUGAAAGUUAUAAGGAAAAUAACUUUAAACAAAACAUCAAACAGAACGGUGUACCAGUUUAAGAUCUCGCCAAUCAAAGCAACCAUGAGUUCCUCCAGCUGGAAUCAGGAAACAAAACUAAAAUUGAAAGAAAAAGUAACAGCAAAUGUCAACGAUCUUGGAUCCCUUGUUCGACAUGUUAUCCGUUCAUCUAAAAGCAACGAGUUACUGAGUCAAGCUGCCAAAAAUUUCUCUUCACAAGAGUCAUUCAUCCAUAACUCUUCAGAGACAUUAAAAAAGAUGAACCUGAUUAAAACCCAGUUUGAAUAUCAACAAACCGCCAUUGAAAGAAGUGUGGCUAGUCUAGAAGAAAUACAAGACCAGCUGAAGACACUGCAAAGAUGACAGCUCCUUCAUAAUUUGCUGCUUAAAGACAUGUUUAUGUACCCUUUACUGUGUGUGUGAUGAAAGGGGCACAUUAGAAUGAUCACAAGUGACUAUUGUUAACUGCAGAGAGUUCAAAUUCAAAUUAUUUACGCUAUUUUAUCAAAUGGGUGAAUGAAUCAAGUGCAAUAUAUUUCCAUAUCAUAGCUGCAUGUAUUUUCAUUUUAUUUCAUUAAGAAGUGGUAAUUGGAUGCAAUUGCGAAUUCAAGGGGUGGGGUGGGGGCCACCCGGCACAUGCCUCCAUUAAAUCAUCCAAGUUUACUUUGUAUGUUAAUAUUGAAGACACUUUUUUUUUAAAUAAAAUACGCUCAAAAUGCAUUUUUUUCUCCCAAGAAAUUGUUCAAAUUUUCUUGGGGGAGAACCCAACACCUCUGCCUACAUUUUAAACCCUUUUAAUUUCGGGUUUGAGAGAGGGGAGAAUGUCAAAAGGUUUUGCCCCCUAAGUUACGCCCCCUCUUAUGUCAAUUCCUGGAACUGCCCUUGGGAUGAGUAAAUUGUUAGAAUAGUAUUUAUAUUUUAUAUAUACUCAUAAGAAUAAGCUGAGAUUUGUUUAUUAUAAUAUUAAUGAUACCAAAUUAAUUAAAAAAAGUGUUAGAAUAAUUAACUGGAGAAAGUAUGAAUACUUGUAAUUGCUUGUUUACUAAGGCAAACAAAAA